Molecule: messenger RNA, 3321 nt
Organism: Amorphotheca resinae ATCC 22711
Lineage: Eukaryota; Fungi; Ascomycota; Leotiomycetes; Helotiales; Amorphothecaceae
Exons: 3
Coding region: 1-3321 (1106 amino acids)
Biological process (GO): monoatomic cation transport
Cellular component (GO): membrane
Molecular function (GO): metal ion binding; ATP binding; ATP hydrolysis activity
Source: RefSeq, a predicted model, not a curated record
AUGACUACCGUACCCCCUUGCCUUGCACCGAUCGCCAACGACGGGGACUAUCGAGCUUCGAGAGGGUCUACUCCGUCGAGUCCAGACUCCCGCCUUGAGACAAGGCCUGCCGCAACGCUGGGUGCGGAUAAAGAGGCACCAGCUGCUCAUCUCCAAGUCGGGGCUCGUGGAAGUUUGACGACUCUAAUAUCGAGCGAGGUCAUAAGAAAUCCGGAGUCUCCGGAUUCAGCAUUUUACCAUCCGACUUCGAAAGACCGCAAUGCGGGGCCGAAUUUAUCUCGUCUCUACAGAGUACGGAUCUGGUGGAGGCCGCCCUCUUUGAAUCUAAGAACCGAAGUCCUGGUCGAGAUCAGCCUCGAUGGCACCGACGACGUGAGUUAUGCUGGGAAAUCCAAAGCGAAAGCGAAAUUACAACGGAUUCGAACCAAACUAUCAGAUAUGGGUUGUUCCAAAAAGGGCUGUUGCGAUAAUACGUCUACUGGGAUUGAAAAGGAAUUUCAUGGAAAGUACAUUCCAGAAAUCGAUUCUUGUUCGGAGGGGUGUUGUAGUGCUAGUUCCGAACGGAAGAGGCUCCCCGGGAACGCUGGGCAACAUGGGCCAGCAAUUUACAUCGAAACCAAUCCGAAUCGCCACGAGGAAAAGAAAUGCGGCACUGGUGUACGAGUUCUACCUACAGCCCACCAUAAUACUAGAAAUCAAACAAGGGAAGACUACUGCCACCCAAAAGACAUCUUGAACUACUCUGUCACAGAGGGGAAGUCAGUCACAGUCACAUCAGACAGUAUUCAGGUCAUUAAUAUAGAGUCAACCAACCCGAAAAUCGACAAGGUCGAUGCCGAGAAGGCUUUGUAUGGGGUGAAGCAUAUAUGGGUUCACGUCCAAGGGAUGGAUUGCACCAGCUGUGAGAAAAAGCUGUACAGAUCGCUUACUUCUCUUGUCGAAUUAUCUAAUGUUAAGACGAGUCUCCUCCUCGCUCAGGCCGAGUUUGACCUUCGUUCAUCAAACCGCAUUGAUGAUAGCAACAUUGCCAGCACCAUAGAGAAGAUGACUGGAUUUACCUGCACGAAGAUUUCGCAUGCAGGGGCAGAGCUGAUAUUAUUUUUCAGCAAAAAUACACAAGACCUCACCGAUAGUUGGCCCUCUGGGGUUCUGGACUUAACAAUCAUCAGCAAGAACAGUGUUCGGGUCACAUAUCAUCCCAAGCUUAUCGGCGCGAGAGAGCUACUGUUGGAUCCUUUCUUCCGAUACGCACAACUAGCUCCGCCUUCGGCUUCUCCUCUAAUCGCGUCAGGGAGAGCACACCUCCUCAACACUUGUUGGAUGACACUGCUUUCUUCUCUACUGACUAUACCAGUUCUUGUUUUCACGUGGGCUAAUCUACCGAGGCGCAAAGUACUAUAUGGGGCAAUCUCUCUAGUUUUGGCGACCGUCAUCCAAACAGUCGUCGCGGGUCCGUUUUAUAUUCGAGCCCUUAACGCCCUCAUAUUCUCCCGAAUGAUAGAUAUGGAUCUACUUAUUGUCUUAAGUUCCAGCACGGCAUAUAUCUAUUCAGUUGUCGCAUACGCUUUCGUGGCUGUAGGGAAGCCGCUGCAAACGGAUGAAAUAUUUCAAACGUCUACUCUACUCGUUACACUGAUCAUGGUUGGGCGGAUGGUGACUGCUUUUGCACGUCAAAGAGCGGUCGAGUCGAUCGCAAUCGAGUCAUUGCAAACCCCAACGGCAAUUCUGGUCGAUCCACAAUCUCUGGAAGAAACCGAGAUCGAUGCACGGCUUCUUCAAUAUAAUGAUACCUUCAAGGUUCUACCCGAAACGUCUGUAGUUACUGAUGGUGUGGUACUUGCUGGGGAAAGUGAAGUUGAUGAGUCCAUGAUCACUGGAGAGGCUACACUGAUAGCCAAGGAACCCGGAAUGUCCGUUGUGGCUGGGUCCAUAAACCAUUCAGGGGGACUCGUAGUUCGAGUCAGUCGCCUUCCGUAUGAGAAUACUAUCAAGACGAUUGGGUGCAUGGUUGAACAUGCCAAAUCGUCUAAACCAAAAGUCCAGGAAUUGGCAGACAGAGUUGCAAGUUGCUUCGUUCCUGCCAUACUUGCGAUAUCACUGGCCGUGUUUGUGAUCUGGGUGGGCGUUGGCAUGGCUGUACGGCACCGACGAGCCACUGUUGCCUGCAUCAAUGCCAUGACGUUUUCCAUCUCGGUCCUUAUUGUCUCUUGUCCAUGUGCAAUUGGUUUGGCAGUACCAAUGGUUUUUCUCAUCGCGGGAGGUGUGGGCGCAAGGAAUGGUUUAGUUUUCAAAACCGCAGAGACUAUUGACGUUGCUCGAAAAGUUUCCCAUGUCGUCUUCGACAAGACCGGCACCCUGACGCAAGGCAACCUCUACGUCGUCGCUGAAGAGUAUCAAGAUGGCAAUCGCAAUUCAUUGUGUUCUAUGAUAUUAGGAUUGACUGCAAGUAGCAAGCAUCCAGUAUCAAAAGCUAUUGCAGCGCAUUUGAGCUCUUCAGGCACACAAGCUUCAACUGUGGACCAUGUUGUAUCUGUUCCUGGCAAUGGCAUUAAAGCAUCGUGGAACGGCUUCACAGUAUGUGCUGGCAGUCCUCACUGGUUGGACGUACAAGAUGCCCCUGAAGUUCGCAAGGUCCUUCCUCUUGGCCUGACCAUGUUCUGCGUCACCCUAAACAACGAACUAGUCGCCAUUCUCGGGCUCAAAGAUUCCCUCCGUCCAGAUGCUUUCGAAACAAUCACCGAGCUCAAGAAACGCCGCAUCGAUAUUUCAAUCAUAAGCGGUGAUCACGAAGCAGCUGUCCAUAGCAUUGCCGCCCAACUCAGCAUCCCCGAAUCCAGUGUCCGCGCCCGCUGCUCCCCCGAACAAAAACAAGCUUACAUCAAGUCUCUCCUCGGACCUACACCCAACCAUGAAUAUACGCACUCCACGAGUGCCCAUACUCAUCAGCAGCCCCGCCACAAGACACCAAUAAUCCUCUUCUGCGGCGACGGGACCAACGACGCCCCCGCUCUCGCCCAAGCCUCCAUCGGCCUACACCUCAACACCAGCAGCAGCGACGUAGCCUCUUCAGCCGCCGACGCCAUCCUCAUGCGACCCUCGCUCCACGGCGUCCUGACUCUCAUCGACCUCUCAAAGGCAUUCCAUCGGAGAGUCAUGUUCAACUUUGCGUGGAGCGCAGUGUAUAACCUAGUUGCUGUCCUGCUGGCGGCAGGUGCGCUGCCCGGAGCAAGGAUCCCGCCGGCGUAUGCGGGUUUAGGGGAGGUGGUGUCGGUCGUUCCGGUUGUGUGUGUAGCGGUGGGAUUGAGGUUUUGGAGGGAGUAG